GGCGAUGAAACUCUACAGAAAUCUAAAAGGAUCUUUUCAAGAUAUUUCAAUGUCACUCAGAGAUUGGAGUUCAAAUUCUAAGGAAUUUAUGAAGAAAGUCUCUGAUACAUGUAAAGAAGAUAAAGUAAAGGUACUUGGCUUAGAAUGGGACAUCAAAAAGGAUACUCUUCAGUUGAAACCUAACUUACAAGAAGAAGCUGUCACAAAGAGAGGAAUACUGAAGACUAUCGCAUCAAUCUACGAUCCAUGUGGUUAUGCAGUACCCUAUACCCUAUCAUCUAAACUAUUUUUACAAGAGCUUUGGAAAGCUGGAGUGUCAUGGGACUCACCAUUAUCGAGCGAACUAACGGAAGAAUGGAACAAGAUCCGACAGAAUUUAGAAGCCAUUAGGAAGGUGUCGGUGGACAGAUGCUACAUGAAGACACCAGUGGGAAAAGGCUACCAACUACACUGUUUCACCGAUGCCUCUCUACAGGCUUAUGCAGCAUCAGUCUUUUUAGUCUGCGGCUCGGAGAAAAGCUUCAUUAUUGGUAAAUCUCGGCUGAUACCAAUAAAGGACCAGGAGAGUCUCAAGAUACCUCGUCUUGAACUUUUAGGAGUACUGAUUGGCAGUAGACUGAUAAAGUUCGUUCUUAAGUUUCUCCAGCAGAAGAUAGUAAGACAAGUCUUAUGGACUGACAGCCAGAUCGUCAUAGAAUGGUGCAAAUCUGACAAGCUAUUGCCACCCUUCGUUGCCAGGCGGAUAGAAGAGAUCAAAACAAAUAAAGAUCUGGAGAUCAGAUACCUUCCAACAGAGCUAAAUCCAGCUGACGUCGGCACCAGACCCACCUGCUCGAGAGAGGACAGGGAGAAAUGGCUGAGUGGUCCACAAUUUAUAGUUCAAGAUCCGAAGACGUGGCCAACAACUUCAGGCGGUGGACCAACCAGUUCUCUCUUGAUUGGGGAGGGUCUUGGGAUCCAAGAAGACGAAGAACUGAUGGAAAUAGUUGAUCCGGAUAUACACAACGUUAGUCCGAUGGAAACGGAGGACAGUAUAACUGAAAGGGAAGUAGCGAGUCAUGACAAUGAUCAAAUGCCAGAUAAGUUACUAAAAUUGAAAGAAAUUCAAGCUGAAUACUUUCCUCUAGAGGUAGAAGGAAAGGUAACUAGUUUAAGUUUGAAUUUAGGCAUAUUUAAAGACAUAGAUGAGUUACUAAGGUGUAAAGGUCGUAUGAAACACGCAGACUGGACAUUCGAUAAACGCUACCCUAUACUUAUACCAAAAGAUUCAGAUUUCACCAACGAAAUUAUAAUGAAGACUCAUCAAGAAAAUAAGCAUGUUGGAGUAAGUCACACGUUAGACAAGAUAAGGGAAACUUACUGGAUACCACAAGGAAGAAGCCAAGUUCAAAAGAUUUUGAAGAAGUGCUCCGAAUGUAUGAAGCAUGACGGAGGGCCAUAUAAACUACCAGAAACUCCUGCGUUACCGAAAGAGAGGGUCAAUUAUAGCUCACCAUUCACAUACGUUGGUACCGACUAUCUAGGACCACUUCUAAUCAACAAUGGGAAUGGCAAUUGUAAAAGGUGGAUUAGCCUCUACACAUGCUUAGCCGUAAGAGCCAUUCACUUAGAAAUUGUAAAGGACCUAACUGCGGAAGAAGGUUUAAUGGCCUUACGUAGAAUGAUUUCAAUAAGAGGUGUACCUACCUUAAUAACGUCUGAUAAUGCGGCUCACUACAAGUUACUCUCAGAGAUUCUUCAGAACCCAUACUGCGUAGAGAAAGAAAUAAGAUGGAAAUUUAUACCACAGUUAGCACCAUGGCAUGGAGGAUUCUAUGAGAGAUUAGUUGGUUUGGUUAAAAACUGUAUGAAGAAAACAUUACAGAAACAUUUGUUGAAUGACACUCAGCUAGUAACAGCGGUGAAAGAAAUAGAAGCAGUUCUUAACACAAGACCCUUAACUUACGUAGAUUCAGAGCCGGAUCAUGUACUAAAACCUUCAGACUUUCUUACCAUGGGAAAGUGUAUCAUUAUGGAAACUUCAGAUAAGGAUCCUACAACGUCGCAAGGGACGGUGACUAAGGACAAUUUAAUUAAAGGUUGGAAGAAAGCACGGAUAAUUCUACGAGAAUUUAAAGAGAUGUUUGAGAACAGGUAUCUCCUAAAUUUGAGAGAAAGAUAUUCCCACCAUCCUAAAGAACCUAGAGUAACAUCAAAGUUAGCACCUAAGAUAGGUCAAAUCGUGCAGAUUAAAGGUGACACGAAGAAUAGGAUAAAUUGGAAAGUUGGGAAAAUAGUAUCUUUAAAGGAAGGCGCCGACGGUUUAUGUAGGGUCGCCACGGUACGAGUAGGAGAUACAGAGUAUACAAGAUCCAUCGCACAUCUCUACCCGUUAGAGAUCGAAGAUGGAGAAGAACAGUGUAAACAAACAUCAUCUUAUGAAGAAAGUGUAGAAGAACCGGUGCAGAUUCCUGAUCUUCAACGUCCACCAGACAAGGAUGACGUGACGAUGGAAUCCCUCAAAGACGUUACUGAGCCUCCACCUGCGCAAAUAUCCACUCAAGAAGUAAGAGAUCAACCAGAAGAAGUACAGCCUCAUGCCUCGCCAGAAGAGGAACCGUGUUCCUCUAAACAAACAGUUGAGUCUAUAUCUAGUGAGUUAAACGAGCCUAAGCCUAAGUCUAUGUCCGAACCAGAACCACUCGCGGUCGUCGACCUCGAGUUUUACGACCACACUGUUCCCGAGUCACACCACCUAGAGGAAGUUGCGCCAGAAGAACAACACGACGAAGCAAGACCUAAAAGAGCGGCAGCUCUCAGAGCCCUUGAGAAGAUCAAGGAAUGGACCAGCAAUCUAGUCGCCGUGUUGCUGCCUGAGGCGGGGUGUGUCGUGACAAGCACGAAUAUCUAAUGUCACAAUACAAAAUUUCCUAGCGGCAACACUGAACAGCGCCCUCUGAGUGGAACUGUGAUCUCGGGGUCAAACAACCAGCCACCAUAAAGUAAAGCGAAGCAGACUGAGGCUCCUCUGGCCCAAGAGAAGUGGAUCAGAGAGAGCGAGGAUAAAGAAUCCUUCAUGGGAGAUGAAGG
Cydia splendana is the source of this 3069-nucleotide messenger RNA. RefSeq lists its product as uncharacterized. The transcript has 2 exons. Gene Ontology annotation, biological process: DNA integration. Lineage: Eukaryota; Metazoa; Arthropoda; Insecta; Lepidoptera; Tortricidae. Gene Ontology annotation, molecular function: nucleic acid binding. The record is from RefSeq and is a predicted model, not a curated record. Bases 5 to 2890 code for a protein of 961 amino acids.